Messenger RNA from Anastrepha ludens (Mexican fruit fly), 2822 nucleotides. RefSeq lists its product as uncharacterized. The transcript is spliced from 2 exons. The record is from RefSeq and is a predicted model, not a curated record. The coding region runs from base 540 to 1850 and encodes 436 amino acids. Lineage: Eukaryota; Metazoa; Arthropoda; Insecta; Diptera; Tephritidae.
CUUUGGUUGGGCACCUAUUGCGGCGCGUCCCAGGUGGUGGAUAGGGUACGCCACAGUUAUCUUCUGUGGUUAAGUAGGUCAUAGCCUUGGUAAAAGCCUACUCGCGAACCAGCCUAGUUCUCGUCAACCAACAACUAUGGUAGGGGGAACAACAUGUAGUGCAGUGUUACUGCACGCGUGCCGUAACUGCCAUAAUUGCUGGCAGUGACCCAUAUCCACUUCGGUGGAAGGCGAGAAGCCACUCGUAUUAGUAGGUCAUGUCUCUGCUAAUACGAAUGGAGUAAACAUGGACUCACGGGGAGAAGGCCACUUCCUUAUAUCAAAGGCUACCAAUCCAAGGUGGAACAGCAUACGCCGAGGGAUGCAUGGCUUAGGGUGAGCUAAGUCGCUAGUAUGCGGACUCUGGGGCACCUGUCGCACCCCAGUUUAAAUUCGACUUACCACGGCAUAGGGCUCUGCCGUGGCGAACCCCAUUAUUUCCCUACGAAUAUCUCUGGUUACGACUGCUGACUCGUCAGCUGAGUGACCGCCCCGCAAAAAUGAACAAAACUAACAUAAAACAAACAACACAACAAAAAAUUCCUUCCCGACGCGGAAGACCCGUUGGCUCCACCAAACUUAUGGCGGGGUCAAAAACCACCCCUUCGGUGGCUAAAGUGCUCACUAAGAGCAAGACCGUCAAGGAGACACCACCGCACUCCCAGGUGGCUUCUACUUCCUCCAAAACCGACUCGGGUGCGGAGAACCCAUUGAUCACCAAAUCUGUUUUGCCAGAAACUGGGAAAACAAGUCGGACAGAAGUCUCCAGAAAACCUAUCCCUCCUCAUCUCCGUCGAUACAGAGAUCGAAGACGCGCCACUUUCCUUACGGAAAAGUUCGGCAAAACCCCUGAGGAGGAGCUGUCCGACCAACAAAAGUCAACUCUCGGUUGGGCCCGGGAAUUUCUUCGGAAGUAUGAGGCGUCCAAAGAGAAACCGAGUGCAGCUAAGCGGCAGCGGUCUUCAGAGGAUCCUUCUAGCUCCAACGACCCCAAGAAGCAUAAAGCUUCCUCUGAGGUCAAAUUACGCAAGUUCUGCGAAGUUGCCAGAGAUAGUCUGGUCAUGGCGGUGGUGGAUAAGAGCCACCCUGACGGUUUCAUCUCUCCAUCAAACUGGAAGAUUGUGGAGAGAAAACUCCAGUUGGGAUACCUGGACGUUCUGAAGCAGAACCCAGGGCCUCCUCCUUUCUGCUCUGACGCGGGAUGGUUCCAGGCAAGGGUCAAGUUGAUCGCGUGCUCGGAUCAACGUUCGGUCAGCCUGUACGGCAAGGCCCUCGACCGACUCGGCGAGGUAUGGCCCGGAGCGAAUCUCCAACUCAUCAAAAAGAGUGAAAUUCCCAACAAACCCCGCGGCAGAGCAAGAAUACCUGUAGAGCCAUCCGAUCCGGAAACCAUCCUGGAGCUACUGAAGAUCGGAAACCCGAACCUACCCACCGAAAACUGGAGGGUAGUUAAGGUGGAAGAGCCUUCAGGAAACUCCAGACAUGUCACGCUGCUCCUGGACCAGGAAAGCGUUCAAGCACUGGACGACCGCAAGGGGAUUGUGGCAUUCGGGUUCACUACCACUACCAUUUGGACCUAUCAGCCGAAAAAUCUCCUCGCACCCAGCGAAGAGAGUACGGCGGCCCCCGAGAUGGAUGUCGAUAAGCCUCUCUCACAAGAUUCGACGAUUGAGUCCGACUCGGAAUCAAACAGCGAACUUGUGGGAAACUUAUUUAACAUUCAACUCGGGGACGAGGAUAGUCUUUUAGAUAGCGGUGAUGACGCGAACGCCACAGUCAUCGAAUGUCCGUCUAAAAGUGCUGCAGAUUAAUCUGCACCACUCUAAGGCUGCCUCGGCAGCCCUCAUUCUUCGUCUCUCUGACCUCAGAGAAGACAUCAUUCUCAUCCAAGAACCUUGGAUAUCAAACAACAAGAUAUGCGGCCUGAAAGAUAGGCACUACACCUUGUUUCAAGCAAUGCUGACACCACUGCCAUAGAGGUUGAAGCUGUCCACGGCCCGAUUUGGAUUGUGUCGGCUUACAUGCCUUACGACGCAGCGGAGGCGCCUCCUCCUGAAGCAGUGAGAAGGCUCGUCAAUACGGCGCAUCUGAUCCAGAAACGCGUCAUUAUUGGAGCAGACGCUAAUGCACAUAAUACUGUUUGGGGCAGUACAAACAACAACACACGAGGUGAGCAACUUUUUGAUUAUAUUCUAGCGAAUAAGCUUGAUAUAUGUAAUAGAGGUGAUGUCCCUACGUUUCUUAACUCGUCUAGAAGAGAGGUACUCGAUAUUACUCUUGCUAGCGAAUCAUGUACACAACUGGUGCAGGACUGGAGCGUUGAUAAACAGCACUCUUUUUCCGACCACCAAUAUAUAACAUUCACUUUAAAAGCCGAAACGGCAAAACCCAUGAAGUACCUUAACAAAAAGCGUAUGAAUUGGAUCAAAUAUAAAGAACAUCUUGCCAAUGGACUUCCUGAUAUCAGGCAGUUUGAAAUGGCAAAUAAAAACGAUAUCGAAAACGCUGUCAACAUGAUAACGAAGACGUGUCAAAGCGCAGCACGACAAUCUUGUCCCCUGACAAAAACAGGAGGUAAGCAUAAACCUUUUUGGUGGACUCCAGAAAUCUCAGAACUUCGCAAUCGAACUCGGAAACUCUUUAACCAAUCUAAAAUAACAGACGAAUGGGAAGAAUAUCGACAAUGUCUCAAAGACUUUAAGAAAGCUGUCAGAAGUGCAAAACGCACAUCCUGGCGAUCAUACACUCAAGAAUUAGAAAACACCUCAGAAGUAAGCAGACUA